This is a messenger RNA of Anolis carolinensis (green anole), 2775 nucleotides long. RefSeq names its product ring finger protein 168 (gene rnf168). Lineage: Eukaryota; Metazoa; Chordata; Lepidosauria; Squamata; Anolidae. The transcript has 7 exons. Gene Ontology annotation, biological process: protein ubiquitination; double-strand break repair. Gene Ontology annotation, cellular component: site of double-strand break; nucleus. The coding region runs from base 167 to 1900 and encodes 577 amino acids. The record is from RefSeq and is a predicted model, not a curated record. Gene Ontology annotation, molecular function: nucleosome binding; ubiquitin-protein transferase activity.
AUCGUUUAGCAGGGAUGUCGGUUGUCCCGUUUUGCGCAUGCGCCGAAUCCGCAUUGAGCAGGCUGAGGCGUUUCUUCCGUUGAGCGUUAUGGAGCUGAAGCGGGCUGUCCUUGUUCGUUCCUCCGAAGCCACCGUCUAUUCUGCCUGCUUGUGAAGGUGACUGAAGAUGUCAAAAGACUCAGAGGCUCCUCUCUUGUCUGACUGCCAGUGUAAUAUUUGCAUGGACAUUUUUGUGGAACCAGUGACAUUACCAUGCCAACACACACUCUGCAAAUCCUGUUUCCAACUUACAGUGGAAAAGGCCACCUUGUGCUGCCCUUUCUGUCGUCGGCGAGUGUCUUCUUGGGCACGGUAUAAUGCCCGCAGGAACACUCUUGUUAAUUCAGAAUUAUGGGCAAAGAUUCAGAAACAUUUUCCAGAAGAAUGCCAGCGUAGAAUUAGUGGACAAGACAUAGAAGACACAUUCUUACCUCAACCACUACGCUGCUUAAGUAAGCCUGGAGAAUUAAGACAGGAAUAUGAAGCUGAAAUAACCAAGGCAGAAGCAGAACGACGUGCUCAUGAAGAAGAAGAGAGCAAAGCAAGUGAACAGUAUAUUCUAAGACUCCUAGCAGAAGAGGAGCAAGAGCAGAAGUUAAAAGAAGAAUUGAAAAAGCAGAUGGAAGAACAGCUUUUACAAGAUGAAAUGUUGGCACGUGAGCUCAGUUUUAGUUUGAAUAGCUCUACUGAGGAGCGUAUGCACAAUGGUCUGCCUCCUGGUCCAUCUCCUGAUUCCUGCAAAACAUCAAAAAGUAAAUCAAGCAAUUCUGCAGACAUUAAAAAGUAUUUGUCUCAAAAGUCCUGCAAGAUCUUCGCUCCUAAGUUGCUUGUCAGAGAAUCAGAAGAAGAAAAUACCAGCUGUUCUGGGGUUAGUAACAAAAAUAGCUUUACAUUAGAGAAAGAAAGAAUGGAUGAAAUGCUCACAGAAUCUCUCCAAACUAUCAGUGCAACUAGAAAUACUGUGGAUUCUUAUAUAGAACCAUCUUUGCUUGACUCCAAUAUAGGCAACUCAACUGAGCCUAGUUUUCCUGGCUUAGAUCUAUCAUGUCCUUCCACUUGUAAAAUGAAUGGACUUGUCAGUGUCACAGAUAGGGAAGACUGUGAAACUGUGUGUCUUUUUUCAAAGAGCAGUGAGGCUGGUUAUGAUGUAAAAAAAGACAAUUUUACAGGAAAUCUGGAUAGGCCAAACCAUCCAGGAAAUGCUGCUCCCCAGGAAACACUUUUUUCUGUGACAUCUGAUAACCAGCAGGACAGUAGCAUUCCAACCUGCAACCAAGUAAAAAUGGAAAAUAAAAAUGAGUCACUAAAACUGUUUACUACAGAGAUUCAUAAGAGAAAAUCUCAAGAAUCACCCUCUAAAACAGUGGUGGAUUUGGUUAUGAACGAUAAAAGAAGAAGAACUUUUACACAAAUAGAUGAUGAAGAUGAUAUGGACAAUAUACAGCAGCAAAUAUAUUUGGAGCAAACAAUUUAUGAAAGAUAUAAGCAAGAAGAAGAAGAUAGACUUUUAGCUCUGCAGCUUCAGAGGGAAAUGGACAAAGAACAGAAAACACUAAACCGCAAAAAAGGUUCUCCAGAUGAGUACCACUUACGCCCUAAAACAUCUCAGUCAGAAAGGGAAUUUCCAGUUCUUAGAAAACCUUGCAAGAAUAGCCAGACUAACAGAGAACAACAAAAAUCACGAAGAAGCUCUCAUAAUGAGAACCGGAAGCCCUCUAACAAACUUCAGACAAAGUCGUCUCCAAAAGGAGGGAAUGUUUUGAACUGUGUCCUUAAUAGCCCUGGCUCCAGGAGUUCAGAAUUAUUGCCAAACAAACAAAAAACUAUUGUUCAGAUGUUUAAGAGACCUGCAACCAGCUAGUAGAUCAACAGCUGAUGUGAAGAUUUAUAGCAUAGAAAGGGACUAUACAAUGGAUAUUGUCGUGAAAAUUUGAUUUCAUAUUUCUGAGGGAUCAGCUACUCCCGCUUUUAUAAUGUAUGUGUCUCUUGAUUGAAAACUAGUAGUGCCUGCUUUGUAGCUGUUAGGUAUGACUUCUUUUUCCUUCCUAGUACAUGCAUGGUGUUAGGUAGUUCUGAAUACCAAAAGGAAUAUUUGCUUAAAGCCAUCAUAUACUAUACAGCCGGUAGUUUUGUGUCAGAAUGUGUAAGCAAAGGAGCUCCCUGUUACACCUCUACAUUGUAAAUGUAUUAGAAAAGAGCAAAUGGCUUUGAUUUAGACUGGAGCAUAAUUUCUAAUAAAUAGAUAGAACUAUACUACUAUUCUUGCUGUUUGUUGUGCUUACAAGUUACAAGAUUUGUAUGUUAAAUAUUCCAGAAGCCUUUUUUCACGCCUUUCUCAAUGUAUGUUUGCAACAGAUUACAACGAUGCCUUUAGGUCUUCCCAUGUAGACUAGUUUUUCAGAUCCAUCAUCUUAUAAAUCUUAUAAUUUGUUUAGAACAUUAUCUAUUAAAUUGACUUUUAAGUCUCUUGAGAUUAUAAACAUAGUGUCAAUGGACUUCUUCUGAAUAAAUUUUAAAAUAUCUUUAGAAAUUACUGAAAGACAGAAGCUGUAUUUGGAUAUAUAUGCAUAAUGAGGUUUUUUUGAAAUGAGACCCAAGUCUAAACACAAAAUGUAUGUUUGUCUCAUAUACAUCAAAUACCCAUAGACUGAAGGUAAUUUUGUAUAAUAUUUGUAAUUACUGUAUUUCUUCAAUUCUAAGAUACACUUUUUCCUAUAUAAACAUCUCUAAAAAUGG